AUAAACGUAAUACUCGCCCUACUCACCAAUACACUCCUAUCCACACUACUUGUACUUAUCGCAUUCUGAUUACCCCAACUAAACAUCUAUGCAGAAAAAGCAAGCCCCUACGAGUGCGGAUUUGACCCCAUGGGAUCUGCCCGUUUACCCUUUUCCAUAAAAUUCUUCUUAGUAGCCAUUACUUUCUUGUUAUUCGACCUAGAAAUCGCACUACUACUUCCCCUCCCAUGAGCCUCACAGACGAACAAGCUGUCAACUAUACUCACCAUAGCCCUUCUACUAAUUUCGCUACUAGCCGCAAGCCUGGCCUACGAAUGAACCCAAAAAGGACUAGAAUGAACUGAAUA
This is a messenger RNA of Prionailurus viverrinus (fishing cat), 347 nucleotides long. The record is from the annotation of a RefSeq genome assembly. Lineage: Eukaryota; Metazoa; Chordata; Mammalia; Carnivora; Felidae.